Molecule: messenger RNA, 2040 nt
Organism: Aaosphaeria arxii CBS 175.79
Lineage: Eukaryota; Fungi; Ascomycota; Dothideomycetes; Pleosporales
Product: sensor histidine kinase-like protein/response regulator Fos-1
Exons: 3
Coding region: 1-2040 (679 amino acids)
Biological process (GO): phosphorelay signal transduction system; phosphorylation
Molecular function (GO): phosphorelay sensor kinase activity
Source: RefSeq, a predicted model, not a curated record
AUGACUCCUUCGCUCGACUCCUUCGCUGAGCCUGCUACCUCAGCUGCGGGGUCUGCUAUGCCCCAUCAGCAGCAGCACCAUACAGAUGACGCUAACGUCGACGUAUCACUUGGAUUCUUUCGCCUAACCCCUAUCCCAACCAUAAUAUUGGAUGCUUCAUCAAUUGUCCGGCAAGUCUCAGAAACCUAUCUUCAGAUUUCGGGUAAUGCCAGACGCGAACAUGUCCUCGGCCGGCCACUGCAUGACUUGCUUGGCUCAACAUUACUACUUCCUUCGCUUUCAUUGUUCCACAAAACGAUCGAGACUGUCCAUGAAUCAAGGCAGCCAUGUAAGCAAAGCCAAAUUCACCAAGAUGGCACAGCGUGGACAAUUCGUGCUGUUCCAAUUUACAGCGCGAAUGGUCUUCAAUACAUCCACUUAGAACUCGAAGAUACCACAGCCGAGCAUCAAAAGCAAUUAGAGCUUCAGGAGGAGCUUCAUGCCAACGAGACCUUUCGAAUUCUGGUACAGUCUGUGAAAGACUAUGCUAUAUUCUUACUUGAUAAGGAUGGCAAUGUGAUGACAUGGAAUCCUGGUGCAGAGAGGUUCAAGGGGUACUCGAAGGAAGAGAUCAUGGGGAAGCACUUUUCGACUUUUUAUUGUAAAGAGGAUCUCGAGAAUGGGAAGCCGCAAAAGGAGCUUGCAGAUGCCGUACGGGACGGCCGCCUUGAAGACGAAGGCUGGAGGUAUCGGAAAGACGGGUCCAAAUUUUGGGCAAAUGUCAUCAUCACUCCGAUAUAUCGUGGAGAAAGCUUGAUAGGCUUUGUAAAGGUUUCCCGCGAUCUCACAGAGCGUCGCAAGGUAGAGGCAGACUUAAUUACUGCUUUUCAAGAGUCUUCGCAAUUGAAGUCUGAAUUCCUGGCAAAUAUGAGCCACGAGAUCCGCACACCAAUGCAUGGUAUGCUGUCAGCUCUCACUCUCCUUCUUGAUACAUCUUUGGAUUCCGAACAACUAGAGUUGGCACGACUCAUCGAAGAAUCCGGAGACAUUCUUAUGCAAGUAAUCAACGACAUCCUCGAUUACUCGAAACUUACCCACGGAGGCUUUUCAAUCAGCCGUGACAUCAUAAAUAUACCAGACAUAGUUCAGUCUGUCUUUAAGAUGCACGAGAAAAGCUGUGGGUCUAGAUUAAGCCUGGGCAUUGAUAUUGACCCACGGCUUCCUACAGCUGCUGAAGGAGACAGUCUUCGAUAUCGUCAGAUUGUACAAAACCUUCUAUCCAAUGCUACCAAAUUUACCGACGAAGGAUACGUUCUUGUCAAAGCAGCCUUGGAGGACGAAGACGAUGAAAGAUACACAAUAAUAACAGAGGUUAUCGACACUGGUGUGGGCAUUCCAUCAGAUGCCUCGAACUCGCUCUUCAAACCGUUUGUGCAAUUUGACAACUCCGCCACGAAGAGAUUCAAAGGUACCGGGCUUGGAUUGAGCAUAUGCAAGAGCCUUGCGGAACUGAUGGAUGGCCGGAUUGGUUAUCGCCCCAAUCCCGAAGGCUGUGGAAGUAUCUUCUCGUUUACUGCACAACUUAAGAAAGUACACCAAUACAGCGUGGUAACCCCCAUCCAAGACGGCGAUGUCGACGAAAACGCAUGUAAGAGUAAUCUUGCAGAGAGAUUGAGGACAAUAGCGGCCGAUACAAAUGUGCUCAUUGCAGAGGACAACCCAAUCAAUCAAAAAGUCAUCUUGAAAAUCCUUCAAGGACUUGGCUUCACCAACAUUGAUCUCGCGAUCAAUGGGAGAGAAGCCGCCAAAAUGGCCAUUGAAGCCUGCCCACCAUACAAAAUUAUCCUUAUGGACAUAAACAUGCCGGGUCUUGACGGCGCGAGUGCCACUAAGGCGAUCCGAGAUGCUGGUAUGGUCAUGCCGAUUGUGGCAAUGACAGCCAACGCUCUCAAAGGCCAAGCUGAGGCCUACCUUGCGAAGGGAAUGUCGGCGUAUAUCUCAAAACCAGUCGACCGCGACAUCUUGGUGAAGACAUUGUUACGAUGUCUGAAAGACGAUUGA